AUGCGCAGGUCUCCCGCGCGCGAAUACUUGGUUCCACAUGUGGCCGCACGGGAUUUGCGUUCAACAUCGAUUCGAGAAGAUGACUCCUACAACACUACCUCCACCGGCAAUUUGGCCUCGGACCACGGGCCCUUGCCGCCGCCUCAAGAGGCGACGGCACGGCCGUCUCCAAGUGAAAUGAGGGGGAUUUAUGCAAAAACGACAACACACAGACGGCGGAAGAGACCAUGUUGUACAUGCCCUAAGAAGCAUUGGCGCGCAUGAAUUGCUCGAGCGCUAGACUGGUCUCAAUGCAGUUUGCAGCGCCAAGCAGUCUGGCCGGUUUGGUAGCCGUGGCCCGUGGUCCCUCACCCUCACUCCAUCUCCACAUGGGCGACUGGGAGAGUUCUCUCGAGCUCGCGGCCCGACAAGGCUUCGUGCUUGCCGAUUCCGUCCAUCUCGUAAGCGCUUGCCGCCUUCUCAUCCUCGCAAUCGAAACCAGUUUUCCUUCAUUCCUUGGUGGUGGCAGCGUGAUCCAAUCCAAGAAGCGUAGCUGGUUGGAUGCAUCUCUGCAUCGACGUCUCGUCUCGAUCGCUCCAGCAGAUACCAGAACACCGAUCGACGAUCGAUAAAGCUCUCUCAGUACAGUUCCGAGCCAGCUAGCUGAACAGCAAGGCGAUCGGAUCCAACUCUGGCUCGAUUGUUCGUCAGCACAGGAAGUCUGUGCUCUGCCGGAUACUUCUGUCUUUGCGUGCAUUUGCAUGCUGCAACCUUGUAAUUGGAAUCCUUCUAGACGCAGCAACAGAUCGAUAGCAUUCAUUAGUUGAUACUACUCCGUCGGAAUAAAAGGACAGAUCUUUAUGGGUUCUUUAUUUGGAAGCUUGGCGUAAAAUUUGACCAAAUAUUUGAGGCUGUGGGGUAGAGUAUGUUCUUCAUCCCUUGCCUUAAACAGAGAGAUCUCAGCCUAAUCCAGCUGCCUAUGUAACGCCAAGGCGAAGACGACGACCUAUCGAUUUAUCAGGUCAGCUACCCACACACACUAUAUUCAAGCACGCAAGCACCAAGCACGCAGGUAGCAGCAAUCCGUGCCAGAAUGAGGACCUCGCUUCUCGCCGUCGCCAUCGCCCUCGCCGCCUGCGAGCUCGGCUGCUGCGGCGUCGCGGCCGCCGACGCCGUCGCCGACUCGUGCAACGCGAUCCGCGACUUCGUGGACGUGUCCUUCUGCGAGGCGCGGCUGGGGUCCGUCCCGGGUGCCGCCGCCGCGGACCGGCACGGCCACCUCCUCAUGGCCGCGGACCUGGCCGCGGCGAGCGGCGCCUCGGCCGGGGACGCCGCGGCGGCGGCGGCGCGCGGCGCGGGCGACCCGGCCGCGCGGGACGCCCUGCGGGCGUGCGCGUUCCUGUACGGCGCGGCGUCGGUGCCGGCGCUGCGGCUCCUGCUCGGGUACGCGGCGGCGCGGGCCUGGGGCGCCGCGCGCGCUCUGCUGCUGCUCACGGGGAAGGCCGGGAUCGGGUGCGACGCCGCGCUCGCGGGCCCCGCGGGCGGGAUGGCCUCGGCCAACCGCGAGUUCGACCAGCUCUCCGCCAUGGCCACCGCGCUCCUCAACGUCGUCGACUAGGUCGCCGGCCGGCGGCGCCCUACCGUUGCAUGCAUGCACGCGCACGUACCCUGCUCAAGUGGCAUUGUUCCUUGCGACAUGGCCACAUGUGUUGGAUCUUCAGUAAUUGAUCAAUAAUGUGACCGAUUAUUAGUUUAA
Panicum virgatum (switchgrass) is the source of this 1735-nucleotide messenger RNA. RefSeq lists its product as uncharacterized. Gene Ontology annotation, molecular function: enzyme inhibitor activity. The coding region runs from base 1073 to 1597 and encodes 174 amino acids. The transcript has a single exon. Lineage: Eukaryota; Viridiplantae; Streptophyta; Magnoliopsida; Poales; Poaceae. The record is from RefSeq and is a predicted model, not a curated record.